AUGGCUAUCCUGCAGGUACACCAAGCCAAGGCGCUCAAAGCAAUGCCCGAGGGUGGUACCCACCCGGGGUUGAUGCAGGAGCUGCGCACGGCGACUGACUUCGCCUUACGGGCGACGAAGAUCACGGCGCGGUCCCUCGGGAAGGCGAUGUCCACGCUGGUGGUCCAGGAGCGGCAUCUCUGGCUGAACCUGGCUGAGAUGAGGGACAUGAACAAGGCCCGCUUUCUCGAUGCUCCCAUCUCCCAGCAUAAUUAUGUGAAAUCAAAUUCAUUAGACCGGUGUUAUGUCAAACUAAUAUCUUUAGCAGAACAGGCAUUUGUCACUCUGACCACAAACGAUAGCUAUGCAAGAGGAGCUAUGGUGCUUGGAAAAUCUCUUAGGAACCACAAGACUUCAAAAAAGCUGGUGGUGCUCAUUGGACCCCAUGUGUCCAAUCAGUCAAGGGCAGUUCUUCAUAAGAUCUUCGAUGAAGUCAGGGUAGUGGAUGUGUUGAACAGUGGGGACACAGCAACCUUAGCCAUGAUGAAGAGACCUGAUCUGGGUGUCACGUUCACCAAGCUGCACUGCUGGACUCUCACACACUAUUCCAAAUGUGUGUUUAUGGAUGCAGACACACUGGUGGUAUCAAACAUAGAUGAGCUGUUUGACAGAGAGGAGCUGUCUGCAACUCCAGACCCCGGCUGGCCUGAUUGUUUUAACUCUGGUGUGUUUGUGUUUCGCCCAUCUAACGAAACCUACAGCAAACUUCUGAAAUAUUGCACAGAGCACGGAAGCUUUGACGGAGGAGACCAAGGAGUUCUGAACGGCUUCUUCAGCGACUGGGCAACAGCCGACAUCAACAAACACCUUCCCUUCAUCUAUAACAUGAGCAGCAUAGCCAUCUACACGUACCUUCCUGCGUUGAAACAAUAUGGUGCAAAUGCAAAGGUUGUGCACUUCCUGGGCCAGAUGAAGCCGUGGAGCUACACAUAUAACCUCACGCAGAGGAGAUUGAGAGGAGAUGUGCAGGCCUCAUCUCAGCACGGCUUCCUGCUGCAGUGGUGGGCUCUGUACAGCGCCGAGGUGCUGCCCGCUCUGAUCCGAGAGUAUGGAGACCAGCGCUUCAACUCCGGCUGUGAGGAGGAAGCUGUGGAGAGCGAGGAGCGUGUUCAGCCGCUCGUGUCCUCAGCGGAGCGCCGGCAUCUCUGGGAACAGGGCCAGGCCGACUACAUGGGAAUAGACUCUUUUGACAACAUUCAGAAAAAGCUUGAUGUUUUCCUGAAAUAGAAAGUCAAAAACACAUACAAAUUUGCGAGGGUAUUCAGCUAUGCAAGACUCAUCACACUCUCCAUCUUCCUCAUUCAAACAUUUAUUACUAGUUGCCAGAACUUAACUUUUGAACCUCGUGAAAAAUGUGAAUUCUGAAGGGCAUGGCUACUAAGGGAGUUUGGGGCCAGCUUUCUCUUUCACAUACUCAGUGUCCAUGUUUUAAAGACGCAGUCCCGUCAUUUUUUGGACUUAUACUGACACCUAGUGAUCUGGAUUCAUAAUCAUACAGUAGGAAGAGUUUUCAGUCACCAAUACCAAUGUACAAACUCUUCAGUUUACAAUGAUCAAUAUAUUUUACACACAGAAGUCCAGGAAUGGGGUUCCUGAGAAACCCAGCUACUACUGAUGGUAUUGAGGUGACAUGUUCAAUGUACACAAAACAGCUUUUAUUAGUCUACUGGUGUAACUGGAGUGAGUUUUAUCACGUGUGUACAUGAUUUU
Molecule: messenger RNA, 1749 nt
Organism: Carassius carassius (crucian carp)
Lineage: Eukaryota; Metazoa; Chordata; Actinopteri; Cypriniformes; Cyprinidae
Product: glycogenin-1-like
Exons: 7
Coding region: 1-1266 (421 amino acids)
Cellular component (GO): cytoplasm
Molecular function (GO): glycosyltransferase activity
Source: RefSeq, a predicted model, not a curated record